Molecule: messenger RNA, 4838 nt
Organism: Gryllus bimaculatus (two-spotted cricket)
Lineage: Eukaryota; Metazoa; Arthropoda; Insecta; Orthoptera; Gryllidae
Source: the annotation of a GenBank genome assembly
AGAAUUAUUAAUUCUAGGAAUGAGUGGUUAUUAAAAAGAAAAUAUUCAAUUAUUAGUCUACAUCCAGAAAUUCACAAGCCUUCAAACGGGCGUAUAUCACUGUUGUCCUUGACUUGACCGAGUCCCUUGCCGUGAUGAAAUUAAUAGGAUAAGUAUCGUUGGAUCUCAAUGUUGGUGAUGGUAGCUGGUAAAUUCAGUUGGCAAUUGUCUUUGAUUGACGUCAAUUACGUUAUUGCCCGCGUGUGUGCCCAUAUGUUUGUUGUGUGGAGGUGCGGAAGGUGUUAUGUUAGCAGUUGCGAUGAUAACGAUUGUUUUGAAAGUUUGAUGGUUACAUCUUAUGUGAAAUGCAAGAAUUGCUUCUUUUGGUCAAGAUGUUUAACUCUACGGACUCUAAAUUAAUGUGACUGUCCGAAUUGUGUGGCACUCGACUGAACAUAUCGAAAGACAAUAUUGAAAUACAUCCUUUUCUUGUCUGAAUUUAAUGAGUGUUAAUCAUUUAUUGCCAUGGCUUCUUCCAGUCAUCCUCCUGGCACAACUGUCCAAGAAUUCUCCAUCAGAGUCCCAAAAAAUGCAAAGAAGACGUAUAAAGUCAUGCGUUUUAAUUCAUCAGUCAAUGUGGAUUUCCAAAAAUGGAGUCAAGUGAAAAUGGAACGUGAAAACAACCUUAAAGAAUUCAGAGGAAAUGAUGAAGAUCAGCCUAGAUAUGGAGCAGGAAGUGAAUUUGGACGAGAAGCCAGAGAGGAAGCUCGUCGGAAGAAGUACGGCAUUGUUAGUAAAAAAUAUCGUGCCGAGGACCAGCCGUGGAUUUUGAAAGUUGGAGGGAAAACUGGAAAGAAGUUUAAAGGCACACGUGAGGGUGGUGUAGCUGAAAACGCUGCCUAUUAUGUUUUCACACAUGCCCCAGAUGGUGCUAUUGAGGCAUAUCCUCUUCAAGAAUGGUAUAAUUUCCAACCUACUCAGCGUUACAAAGCUCUUUCUGCAGAGGAAGCGGAACAAGAAUUUGGGAGGAGGAACAAGCAAGUGAACUACUUUUCACUUAUGAUGAGGAAAAGGUUGCGUGGUGAAAAUGAAGAAGAAACUGAAGAAGGAGAGGAAACAAAAGUGAAAGGGAAAUCAAAAGGAAAGAAGGGAGAUCUGAAGAUAUCCGAGAUGGAUGAUUGGGAUGAUUCAUCUGAAAGUACAGAGUCUGAGGAAGAAAACAAAGAACAAGACCAAGAGAAGAAAGAAAAAGACAAAAAGAAAAACAAAGAGACUAAUGCAAAAAAGAAGAAGAAACGGGAUCCUGAUGAUGAAGCGUUUGAAGAAAGCGAUGAUGGUGAUGAGGAAGGAAGAGAGGUAGAUUACAUAUCUGAUUCAUCUGAAAGUGCAUCAGAUCAUGAAACUAAAGCAACCAAGGAACUGAAAGGGGUGGAGGAAGAAGAUGCUCUUCGGAAGUUACUCUCUUCAGGUGAAGAAGAUGAGGAAGAGGAAGAGAAACCAAAGGAGGAGGAGAAGGAUGAAGAGCCUGAAGAGAAAACAAAAGGUGAUCUGCCAAUUCUUAUGAAUGAGGAGAAUGACAAGAAGAGCAAGAAGAAAACAAAGGAUGCUAGUAUCAACAGCCACAAAAAGAAGAAGACCGAUAAUAAUGCUAGCAAUAGUCAACCCCAGAAUCCUGACUCUUCUUCUGAGAUGAGUUCAGAUUCUACUGAUAGUGACAAUGAGCAAAAGAAGAAAAAUGGAGGGAAAACAAUCAAAGAAACAAGUAGUGCUGCAAGCUCACGCUCUGCAACUCCCACCAAAGACAAGGACCUUUUGCCUGGUGCAUCUGGUGAAAGUCGCAAAAGGAAGGUAGCCCCAAUCCUUGAUUUUAGUGCCAACAAAAAGAAUCCUUUGGAUAAUUUUGCGACAGCUGUUGUUCCUCCUCUGAUUGGAACUGGGGAAUCUGGUAUUUCAGAAGAUGCAGUUCGUCGAUACUUGAUGCGUAAACCUAUGACCACCACUGAGCUACUCCAAAAGUUUAAAACAAAGAAAACUGGCUUGACUUCAGAACAGCUUGUCAAUAUAAUGACUCAAAUUCUAAAGCGAAUCAAUCCAGUAAAGCAAACCAUCAAAGGAAAAAUGUAUUUAUCCAUCAAAGCUGAAGGUACUGAAUUUCCAUUUGACGAUACAGUUAAUUAAAUGUAUAUUAAUUGUUUUAUUGAAUAUUUUGUCAAGUGUUAAAGUAAAUUGAUCAACUGAGAUGUUGGUCAGGUUCUGGAAGAGUUAUUUGCAUCAUUUCCAGUACAGUAUUUUGUUGUACAUGUAGACUUUUACUGGAUAAAAGUAUUUGGAGAGGAAGUUGGUAAAGAAACUAUAUUUUUGUGUGGGAAUAAUGAAAAAUUUUGUGAUCUUUAAGAAAUAUGUUUGUAAUUUAUAUACAUAUUAAUUGAUAAAAUAAACUUCUAGGAGCACAGAGCUGUGCUCAUUCAAUGUGAUAACAAAUGAGCAUUGUUUCACAAGUCAAAGAAAGACAAUUGAAAGUUCCUAUUAUAUUUUGUAAAAUCUUUCAUAGUUGUGUUUAUUAGUUGAGUAACCACUAGAUUAUGAUGAGAUUUGCAGUUUGUAUAUCUUUAUGAUGACACAAAAUAGACUUCUGAUUGUCCAUUGCUGUUUCUUGAUGACUUAAUGUAAAUUAAUUUCAUAGUGUACAAAUUGUAUACAUAGUGUACAAAUAGAAUAACAUAUCCAGUCUAUCAUCUAUUAAUGAAGAAAAAAAAAGAAAAGAAAAAAAAAACUCAAAAAUAUUUUGAUAAAUGAUAUUUAUGUCACUUAAUGUAAAUUUUGGAAAAAUAAGUGAAAACUUUACUCAGUUACAUUGAUUGGGUUAAAUGUACAGAAAUAGUCAUAUCUGUAUCCAUCCGUAUCCACCAGAGUGGUUGCCAGAAAUUGAUGUCUGAAAUUUUUGAUCAAACCCCUCAUUUUAUCUUGAAUCUUCAUUUUUUGUUUUGUGCCAAUAUUUCAGCCCAUAAACUAUUUUAAUCAACGAACAUUUUUGUUGCAAAAAUGCUGUUAACAUAUGUCAUGAUAUUAAGGAAAGAAAUUGCAGGGGCAAUCAUUUAUCGUAUGUGGCUUUCUAAAGCACAAGACAGUUUAUACAGGAAUUUUGUUAAAUAUAUCAUGUAUACUGUGAAUUUUAAAAUUGUUUUUAAAAGGAUAAAUUUUCAUGACUGGUCCAUGGAAAAAAAACUUCAAUUUAUUUGUUUGCCGAGUAAGUUAUUGUGAGGGGAGAGGAAACAAGGCUAUAAACCAAUCUAAUUGUAUAGCACUCUUUUAAUUAUUCAGAAAAAUGGCUUUCUUUUUAAUAUAUUCAGGAUUUAAUACAUUGAAUAACAUGCCUCAUGUUAUUCAAUCAACCUAAAAGGCAACAAUUGUCUAUAUUUAAGGGGGUUCCCUUCACAGAAAUAUCAGACUGAUGUUUUUGGGUAUUCUAAAAUUACUUAUUACUAGGCUUUGGAUUUUUAGGUUAGAAAGUCUUCCAAUGUAGAUGCCUAGAAUAGACUCAGUGGGUGAAAGUAGGUCUUAUAAUUUCUUAAAUAUGCAGUAUAAAGAAGAUGAAAACAACUUUUCAGAUGACUUGUACUUCAGGAGUGUAUUUUAUUAGCACUUUUGGUGGCACAUUUUGUUACAUGAAAUGAGGAAGGCGUGAGAAAAUGUAGUGUGUACUAUUUUUAUUCAUACCAAGAAAUGCAAUUCAGUAUUCUGACUAUAAAUAAAUAUUGCUGAAGUUUAAUGAAAUUAAUGCUUGCAUACCAGUGUGAGCUAUAUAGUCGAAAUAAGGCUUGUCAACAAUUCAAUUAGCUUACAUCACAGGCGAAUGCUGUCAUUCUGUUUAAAUUUUGGCAUUUGAGAACUUAAAUGGCCUUCUCUCAAUGAAAUUCACUCCUAGAUUGAGGGCAAGGGAAGACGUGUCAGGAUGACAAGAAUCACAAGGAUCACAGAGGAAGAUGGAGUGUAUUAAGUUGAGACUGGUAAGGAGCACUGCAAGUUUGUUGUUGUUCUGAGUUCAGCAAUAACACUGUCGUGUUUGCAGAUGAUUAGAUGAUGAAUCACUGGUAAAUAGCCAAGAUAUUAAAAAAAUCUACAAGCAUUCUUAGGCACUAUUAAUGUAGUUCUGUAUUAUUAUACAGUCAGGGAGUGUUUAUAAUGAAUUUUGAUUGUGUAUGUCAGAAUAGUAAAAUAGGAAUUUACUUAAAAAUCCAAUGUCUAAUUAUUAAGUGUAGUAAUAGAUGGUUCAUUAUUGCAGAAUUGGUUAUUAAGCUGUAUAUUGUUUUGCAGUCAAGUAUCUUCAAGUACCUUAUAUUCAAGUCUUCAAGUACCUUACAUUUUGCUAAUGUGAUUAAUAUCUAUUUUGAACUUUUGAAGGUGCAAAAAGGGUCUGAUGAAAAUUAUUAGUCAGUGAAAUUAAAUAAGUAUUAAUGAAUUAGCUUUUACGUUGUUGGAAAAUUGAAAAAAAUGAACUUUAAUGUUUGACUUUUGUUAAUAAUAAAAAAGACUUUAGCAAGUUCUCAGUAUGUUCAGGACUUGAAUUUUGAAGCAGCUCAGUAUACAAAAUUUAGGUGGCAUUGUAAAAAAUUGAUGAAAUUGUAAGAAUAUAUAUACUAAUUUUGAAUGUCUUGGUAAUUGUUUAAAAAAGUAAUGUAGUGUAAAAUGUGUUGUAGUUAUUUUUGUUUUACUGUGUAAAAUCAAUACAUGUGGUUGUGCAUAUUAAUGUGGUUGUACUUGUAAUAUUACAGCAUUCCUUUUGCUCAUUGUAGAAGCAAGUUAUCCCCGUAGAAUAACUUUUUGUUUGUUGUUCUCAGGGCCAUCACGUUGAAGAACAG